UGGCCCACAGCCCCUUCUGCGCCGACUCCGCAGGCGGCAAGCGCGCUCAAUCCCACAGCACCCAGGACCGGGCGCUUCCAGGAUGCCGGCGCAAUGGCGCGGUGCCUUUUGGGAGUUGUAGUUCGCAGGAGCGGCGCGCGGACUUUAGCUUUGCUGGCGCGCACGCGCAGUCAGCGCUGGCCUGGCGCUCGGGCCUACCCGGGGAGGUCGUCACGGUGCUUUGUGCGACUGGCUAGUCCGCGCCACCGUGGGACUAGGGGUUUCUGGGGUCCGCCUCAGCCCGAUGCAGUCUGGACCCACUGAUGCAUGGCAGCCAGAGCAGGGGCCACAACGUGAGUGACAUGGACAGGACCUGAUGCUCCACAAGAUCCAGGGAGGAAGACGUGAAAACAAGGCGGUGGCUCAAGGAACAGCGAUGGAAGGACGCCUGACCGUGGCCACCCCCCGGGGCCCCGAGGUGGGGGAGACCUGGGAACAAGAGGGUCGGUUCAAGGGCCGGCAGGAGAACCAGGAAAGCUGUCUGAAGCAAGAGGCCACGGCCCCCGGGGAAGAGCCCACCGGGGACGGUGUGCAGGAGGGGGGCGACCUCGGUGGGGUGCCGGGAACCGGAUCGAGCCCUCCCCUGCCCCAAGCCGGCAGCAGGCCCCAGAGGCGCAGUGCCCCCAGGAAGAACCCCAAGCAGAAGAGGGCGAACCCCGGCGGGGAGGAGGAAGGAGGGGGCGGUCCCCGGAAGCCGUGGAAGUGCGGGGACUGCGGCAAGGCCUUCAGCUACUGCUCGGCCUUCACCCUGCACCAGAGAAUCCACACCGGCGAGAGGCCGUUCGCGUGUGCCGACUGCGGCAAGGCCUUCAGCCAGAGCGUCCACCUGACGCUGCACCGGCGCACGCACACGGGCGAGCGGCCCGGCGACAACAACGACCCUGCAGAAGGUGCCGCAGGCCCGCAGAAGGACGAGCUGAUGCUUAAUGGGGACCUCCUCUGA
This is a messenger RNA of Suricata suricatta (meerkat), 982 nucleotides long. It is a transcript of the gene ZNF835, whose product is annotated as zinc finger protein 835. The coding region runs from base 356 to 982 and encodes 208 amino acids. Gene Ontology annotation, biological process: regulation of transcription by RNA polymerase II. The record is from RefSeq and is a predicted model, not a curated record. The transcript has 4 exons. Gene Ontology annotation, molecular function: RNA polymerase II cis-regulatory region sequence-specific DNA binding; DNA-binding transcription factor activity, RNA polymerase II-specific. Lineage: Eukaryota; Metazoa; Chordata; Mammalia; Carnivora; Herpestidae.